This is a messenger RNA of Closterium sp. NIES-65, 3621 nucleotides long. Lineage: Eukaryota; Viridiplantae; Streptophyta; Zygnematophyceae; Desmidiales; Closteriaceae. The record is from the annotation of a GenBank genome assembly.
AUGCUGCUGCACGUCUUGCUGUGCGUCGCCACCUCCCUACCUCUGAGCGCGCGCACUUUAGGUCAGUACAAGAGUGCUCAGACCUUGUACGACGCUGUAGUUGCGCGCUACUCUUCCCCUGCCACUGCUGCACUGAGCCGUCUCAUUCUUCCUUACCUCUUUCCUGACCUCUCUGCCUUUCCCACUGUCGCUGACCUCAUUACGCACCUCCGCACUAGUGACACUCGCUACCGCAACCCGCGCCGCCUUCCUGCUGAGUUCUGCGCCAAGAACCCCCCCCCAUUCGGUCGGGCGCGGCGUCUGCCCCUAGUGGGCGACGCCGCUCUGGCAAGGGCAAGGGGGGCAAGGGCGCGGGUGGAGCUGGAGGGGGCGGUGGAGGUGGCGGUGGAGGCGGCGGAGGGAGCGGGGGUGGCGGCGGGAGUGGUGGAGGGGGUGGUGGUGGUAGUGGUGGCAGCGGCGGCGGAGGCGGCGGAGGUGGCGGCAGCGGUGGUGGUGGCGGCAGCGGUGGCGGUGGAGGCGGUGGAGGGGGCGGAGGAGGAGGCGGUGGUGGCGGAGGGGGUGGAGCUGGUCGGGGUGGUACCCAGCAGCGGAGCGGCGGUGGUGUGGUCAGCGCCCCGCGAGCAGCAGCAGCAGCAGCGUCCGCGGGACAUCCCUCCGCCCCAGCAGCUCCGUGAGUGGGCUGGUGUAGCGAUCUUUGAUCUUGACUUUGAUGCUAUCCUUGCUGCUAUGUAUGCUGUGACUAUUAGUGAGGAGGGUGACUGUUACCCGGUGUUUCCCCGCCCGACCCGGGCAUUGGUACUGCUUGCGCUAGGUGCUUGUGAGGCUGUUGCUCUAGGUGCCAGUGCGUCUGCGCCCUCAGGUACUGGUGAGACUGCGCUCUCAGGUAGCUGCGUCAGACCCUCCUGUGGCACCACCGUCUGGGCCACCCCUCCUUGCCCCGUCUUCGGAGCAUGGCUUCCCGUGUCCUUGUCUCUGGUCUUCCCCAGUCUCUCCCUCCCCUUCCUUCGGGGCCAGGACCUUCCUGUGUCCCCUGUGUCGAGGGGCGCCUCCGGGCUGCUCCUCACUCCUCCCAGUUCCCCCCGACAGAGGCUCCUCUGCAGACACUUCACAUGGACGUGUGGGGCCCAGCCCCCGUCCGUGGGGCAGGGUCACGAGCGCUACUUCCUGUUGGUGGUUGACGACUACUCGCGUUACACCAAAGUCCUCCCCUUGCGCAGCAAGGGUGCUGUUACUGAGGUGCUGAUCGACUGGAUCCGCGAGGCUCGUCUCCAGCUCAGGAGGAGCUUCGGCUCGGACUUUCCUGUUCUGCGUCUGCACUCGGACAGAGGCGGGGAGUUCUCCUCUCGCCUUCUGCGAGACUACUCUCGUGCAUGGGGGAUCCGCCAGACCUUCACGCUUCCAGACUCUCCACAGCAAAAUGGGAUUGCUGAGCGCACGCAUUGGCAUGGUCAUGGAUGUCGCUCGUUGGCCAUGCGUCUGCGUUCCGUGUCUGGGGAUCUCGGGCGUUUGUCCCGCGACUUGUCUGCGGACAAGCUGUCCCCUCGUGCUGCUCCCUGUAUCUUCCUUGGCUUCCCCCCUGACGCUCCAGGGUGGCAGUUCUACCACCCCUCCUCUCGUCAUGUUCUGUCCUCCCAGACGUCACGUUCGACGAGUCAGUCCCCUUCUACCGCCUCUUCCCCUACCGCACUCCUUCCCUUCCCCCGCCACUGGGACUUCCUUGUGCCGGUUCCCCCCCCGGUAGACCCCCUCCCCCUUCAGGUUCCUGCCCCCUCAGGUGUGUCCCAGGUAGACGCAGUUGACCCGCCUGGGGGUGCUACUGCGGAGGGUGCUGGGCCUGGGGGUGCUGAGCCGGGGGGUGCUGUGCCUGGAGCUGCUGAGCUAGGGGGUGCUGGGUCUGGAGCUGCUGAGCCUGGGGGUGCUACGUCUGGAGCUACUGAGCCUGGGGGAGCUGCGCGAGUGGUUUGCUCGCCGCUGGAGGCGUACUGCCGGAGCUGGAGCUUCUUCGACCGUCGAGGGUGCUGGUGCCCGCCGGUCUCGGAGCUGCUGGGGCCUGCGAGUCCUACUGGAGCUGGAGCUGCUGGAGGUGUUGGUGCUGAGACUCCAGCUUUCUGUCCUGGAGGUGGUUCUGCUGCUGGUGCUGCUGGAGGUCCUGCCGCUGAGGGUGCUGGUGCUGUCCCUGCUGAGCCUGGAGCUGCCGCGCGGCCUCGGCCGUACUUCGUUCCGCUCCUGGAGCAGGUUCUUGGUCUUUCUCCUCCGGUAGAGUGUCCACAGCCUGUCCAGUCGCAGUCACUGUUGGAGCCUUCCUCCCCACUGCCUGCUCCCUCUCCUUACACUGGUCCUACUGGAGGUCUUGCUGAGCGUCGUGAGCCUGCGUCUCGUCCCGCGUCGCCUGUUCGUGCUGCUCGCGCUAGUGGUCGCGGUUCGCGUCAGCGUCCUCCUCCUGUCCCUGGCACGCACCGGAUGUCUCUGCGUCCGUCCACUUCUCCUCUGCGUGCCCCUUUGCCUUCUCCUCCUGAGUCCUCUCUUCCUGCGCUUGCCGACCCUGAGUCGGACUCCCUUCGUGCUGCCAGUCCUAUUGUCACGCGUCUCCUUGCUAUUGUCGUCACUGACCCCUCUUUUGAGUCCACUGCUGCGUCUGCUCUUGUCGCUGAGCUCGUCGACUUUGCUGCUCGCUGUCGUCUAGACUACGCCGCUAGUCUUGUUGCUGAGUCUGCGUCUGUCUGUCCUCCGUCCGUCGGGGGUGAGUGUGCUCUUGGCACAGACGUCCUUGAGGACAGGCAGGAGGAGUUACAGUGUCUGGCUGCUGCUUCACCUCAUCUCGCGUCUGUACUGCUUGCUCCUGAGGGAGACCCGGAUGCACUAGACAUCCCGACUCCGCGCUCCUACGCGGAGGCCGUAGAGGGUCCCUACUCCUCUCAGUGGAAGGCAGCUAUGGAUGCAGAGAUGGCUUCCUGGAAGUCCACAGGCACCUACGUUGACGCGGUUCCCCCUCCUGGGGCGAACAUCGUCAGUGGCAUGUGGAUCUUCAGGGUGAAGCGGCCGCCAGGCUCUCCACCUGUCUUCAAGGCGCGGUACGUCGCUCGUGGCUUCAGUCAGCGGCAGGGAGUUGACUACUUUCAGACCUUCUCUCCCACCCCGAAGAUGACCACUCUUCGGGUGCUGCUACACAUAGCCGCUCAGCGCGACUACGAGCUUCACUCUCUCGACUUCAGCACUGCGUUCCUGCAGGGUAGCCUGCACGAGGAGAUAUGGCUGCGCCGUCCACCUGGCUUCACUGGGACUUUCCCUCCUGGCACCCAGUGGAGCCUCCGACGGCCAGUCUACGGUCUCCGCCAGGCACCGCGUAAGUGGCACGACACACUGAGGACUACGCUUGCGGCUCUUGGGUUUGCUCCUUCUACUGCUGACCCGUCGCUGUUUCUGCGCACCGACACUACACUGCCGCCGUUCUACAUCCUCGUGUACGUCGACGACUUGGUCUUUGCCACAGCGGACACUGCUGGACUCGCCUACGUGAAGUCCGAGCUGCUGAAGAGACACACGUGCACAGACCUGGGUGAACUGCACAGCUACCUUUGCUUGCAGAUCACUCGGGACAGAGCACGCCGCACAUUACCUUGA